Messenger RNA from Cuscuta campestris, 1075 nucleotides. NCBI's taxonomy places the organism in Eukaryota, Viridiplantae, Streptophyta, Magnoliopsida, Solanales, Convolvulaceae. The record is from the annotation of a GenBank genome assembly.
CCAUGGAAAUAACAAAUUAAUUCGGCAAAAGGAAUUUUAUAUAUUUUGGCUUGUGUGAGAAAAUAAAUAUAAAAAAGAAAAGUGGUGAGAAAUGGGGAGCCAAUUGGAACCAGGUUAUAGGUUUCCAGCACAGGCCCAAGAGGAGCAGCCAGGCAAAGAAUAUUUGAUGCACCCACUCCCCCAGUCCUUCAACCCUAACUAUAAGCCCUCCUCCAAGCUCCAAGGAAAGGUAGCCCUAAUAACAGGGGGUGACUCAGGCAUAGGAAGGGCAGUGUCCUACUAUUUCACAUUAGAGGGUGCAACUGUGGCCUUUACAUAUGUUAAAGGGCAAGAGGAUGAGGACAAGGACCAAACUCUCAAGAUGUUAUAUGGAAUUAAGGCACAGGGAGCAAAAGACCCAAUUGCUCUUCCCACUGAUGUUGGGUCUGAAGAGAAUUGCAAACAGGUUGUUGACCAAGUUUUAAGUGAAUAUGGGCAGAUUGACAUUUUGGUUAACAAUGCUGCUGAGCAAUAUUAUUCCACUACCAUUGAAGAUAUCACUCAAAGUAGACUUGAGAGGGUCUUUAAAACCAACAUUUUUUCUCACUUCUUCAUGUCAAGGUUUGCUUUGAGGCACAUGAAGGAAGGGAGCUGCAUCAUAAACACAGCAUCACUUGCAGCAUAUCAAGGGAAUCAAACCCUGCUGGACUACAGCUCAACCAAGGGGGCCAUUGUCGCGUUCACGAGGAGCUUGUCGCAGCAACUGAUAAGCAGAGGAAUACGCGUGAACGCGGUGGCCCCCGGUCCGGUGUGGACCCCGCUGCAACCGGCGUCCAUGCCUGCGGAGAAGAUUGCAGAGCUUGGGAGUGAAGUGCCCUUGGAUAGGGCAGCUGAGCCUUAUGAGAUUGCUCCUUCUUAUGUCUUCUUGGCUUCCAAUGAUUGUGCUUCCUACAUCACUGGCCAAGUUGUGCACCCUAAUGGUGGUUCCAUUGUGAAUGCUUGAUCUGGACUCCCAAAAUAUUUUCUCCGUUUUUAAAUAAUUGUCUACUAUGAUCUUUAAUAAACAAUAAAAUUUGAAUGAAUGUAGACGAACAUU